AUGAGCUAUCCCGGCGCCGCUCCGCCGCCACCCGGCGCCACGGCCGACCUCGACAACCCCCAGGACGUCUUGAGAACAGUCAACUAUGUCACGCAGGCCCUGACGCUGCUUCUCACGACGGCAUUUGUCCUCACUCGCCUGUACGCCAAGUCGAGAAUACUCGGCGGCGGCGUCAGCAUCGACGACUAUGCAACCUACAUCGCAUACGUGCUAAUGGUCGGGUACUGCAUCACCGCCGUGUUCGCGUCCAUGCACGGCGGCGGCCUCAACCAAUGGGAAGUGCGCCGAGAAGACAUCCAGCCCUUCUUCCAGUCGGGCUACGCAGCCACCCUCUUCUACGCCCCCAUGGCGCUGGCCGUCAAGCUGGCCUUGCUCGUCAUCAUCAUCCGCGUCUUCGGCGCCGUCCACAAAAAGACCCUCGUGGGCGUCUACGUCCUCAUCGGCAUGCUCGUCGCCUACUACGGCUCCGGCUUCUUCAUCAAGCUCUUCAUCUGCUGGCCCAUAUCCGCCUACUGGCGCGGCGAGCGGGACAAGUGCCUCAACCAGUCGGCCAUCAUCACGUCCGACGCCAUCAUCAGCGUCAUCAGCGACCUGACCAUCCUGCUGCUCCCCACGCCGCUCACCUGGUCCCUCCAGCUGCCGAGGAGGAAGAGGCUGCGCGUCAGCGGGAUCCUGUGCGCGGGCGGCAUCGCCACCGCCUUCAGCAUAUACCGCCUGGUGCUGAUCGUUGCGGAGCGCAGGAGCGCCAACCAGACGGUUGUCUUUGUGCAGGUGAUUUUGUCGGGCAACGCCGAGGUGGGCAUCGGCCUUAUUUGCGCUUGUCUGCCGGCCGUGUCGGCGCUGUAUAUUCAAAAGACGCGCGGGUCGUCGUACCUCAAGCAGAGCGGCUACGGGCGCACCGGGUCCAGCAACACGCCGUCGCGGAAUAACGAAAUCAUGCUGACGAGGUCGUUUCACGUCGACACGUCGAGUGUCCAUUAUGAGGCGCAAAACAUGGGCAAUGACGAGCUGGCGCUGGUUUCUAAACACCCGCUCAGCCACAAGGGUAGUCGGUCUGAUUCUGUGUACUGA
Metarhizium brunneum ARSEF 3297 is the source of this 1071-nucleotide messenger RNA. RefSeq lists its product as uncharacterized. The record is from RefSeq and is a predicted model, not a curated record. Lineage: Eukaryota; Fungi; Ascomycota; Sordariomycetes; Hypocreales; Clavicipitaceae.